AUGUCCGCUCCAGCAGCUAACGAUGUUGUUUCUUUCAAGGACCGGGCAACGGCCGAUCAGGCCAAACCCCACAACGAUCUCCUUGUCAUCGAGCUGACGAUCCAGGACAUCGACGUAGCGAGAGUGUUGAUCGACACCGGAUGCUCGGCCAAUAUUGUCUACAAAAGCACUCUCGAAAGAGUGGAGAUCGAUCUGUGCACCGUUACGGAAAGACCCAGCCCGAUAUUCGGACUCUCGAGAAAUGCUACUAUGACUCUCGGCUCGAUCGACCUCGUUGUUAAAUCCGGGAGCGUCAUCAAAGUCACAGAAUUCUUAGUCAUCGACCGCCCAACAUCGUACAACGCGAUCGUCGGUACUCCAUGGCUGAAUUCCAUGAGAGCGAUCCCUUCGACAUUCCAUCUGUGCCUUAAGUUUCCAACCCCUCGUGGAGUCGAGAUUAUACAAGGAGACCGCAGGAUGUCGCGAGUAUGUUUUGCCGCCGAGUUAAAAAGAAAGAACUUUGCGAUCGAAACUUCCCAUAAAAAGAAAAGAAAGCUGACUCUCGAUGAGAACGCCCCGGAACAAGACUCGGAAGUCUUCUUGCAAUCUCAAAGGGCCGAAGCCCUAGAAGGGAAGCGCGAACCGACUUGCGAACCGGUAAUUUCGAUCUGCCUCGACGAAUCCUCUCCGGAACGAUGCGUCGAGAUUGGAACCAACCUCCGCGAACCACUAAAGACAGAGCUCAUCGCUUGUCUCAAAAAGAACCUCAAUGCGUUCGCUUGGGCCGCAUAA
Messenger RNA from Brassica napus (rape), 771 nucleotides. RefSeq lists its product as uncharacterized. The transcript has a single exon. Lineage: Eukaryota; Viridiplantae; Streptophyta; Magnoliopsida; Brassicales; Brassicaceae. The coding region runs from base 1 to 771 and encodes 256 amino acids. The record is from RefSeq and is a predicted model, not a curated record.